AUGGCCGUGUUCGACCACGGCGCGUUCGGCGGGGCCCGCGAAGCGCCCCAGGCUCCUUCGAUCGACGGGAUCGAGUACCCACGAGCGGCCAGCUGGGCUGCAGGGACUCUGACGAAUUUGCUGUCUGAUGAUAAGGGUCGCCAGCUGUUCCGCUGCUUCCUGUUCGACGCCCUUGCCGAGGAGAACCUCAACUUCCUCGAGGCGGUUGAUAAGCUGAAGAAAAUGAGGCAAAACGAUGAGAAACAGGCAUUUGCCAAGGAGAUUGUCGACUGCUACUCCCCGUACGUCAACUUGAGCAGCGGCGCCAUGCAGAAAAUCAAAACCGCAGCCGCCACCGACAACCCCGACCCGAACGAGUUCGCCCCGGCCUGCAAAGAAGUCCGGCGCCUCCUCGAAAACGAUCAGUUCCCGCGCUUCCGGCGCUCCGAGUGCUACUUGAAAUACCUCGAGGAGCUGCUCCCACGCAGCUACGCCGAGAAGUGGGCAACGUCUUUUGAGGCGCUUCUUGGAAAUCAUGUCGGCCGCCAGUAUUUCCGCGUCUUCUUGCGCAGCAUCCACGCCGAGGAGAAUCUGCGUUUUUGGGAGGCCGUCGUCGAGUUCCGGGCCACGAAAAACAAGAGCCCGGCGAUGCUCAACCUGGCUAAGGUCAUCCUGCAGUCCUACCUGGCCGAGGGGCAGAGCAACGAGGUGUUCCUCCCCUUCGGUGUCCGCCAGGUGAUCGAGCGAAAAAUUGCCGACCAGGAGGUGGACAUCUCCCUCUUCGACGAGGCCAUCAAGCAUAUUGAGCAGGUGCUCCGCAACGAUCCAUACGUCCGUUUCCUGCAGUCGAAAGAGUACAUCGAUCUGCUCGGGCGUCUUCAC
Molecule: messenger RNA, 861 nt
Organism: Mesorhabditis spiculigera
Lineage: Eukaryota; Metazoa; Nematoda; Chromadorea; Rhabditida; Rhabditidae
Source: the annotation of a GenBank genome assembly